GAUGAAUACGUUGGCUUCAUCCGCCUUCUGGUCUAGUCUUCAAUUCUGCAAGCCCGAUCCUCACAUAUUCCUCCGAGUCAACUCGGAAUCGCAUUACAUUCCCGACUUUCAACUCCUCUCUCUCUCUCUCUCUCUCUCUCUCUCUCUCUCAUCGUCUUCUACGCAAUCAAUCCUUCUCAAAAUCUCUCCGUCGACACAUUUUCAGCGAACUGUCAAUCCUCUCUCCAACCAUGUCGACCGCACCCUCUUCAUCAACCGCAGUUCCUUCUUCCACCGCCACCGACGCCGAAACUCUCCGGCGAAAUCGAAUUCUGUCGAGCAAGCUCUACUUCGACGUGCCUCUCUCUAAGGUUCCGCUUAUCUACUCCCCAUCCUACGAUAUCGCGUUCCUCGGCAUUGAAAAGCUGCACCCAUUUGAUUCUUCUAAGUGGGGUCGCAUCUGCCGGUUCCUGAUCGCAGGUGGUGUUCUGGACAACAAAUGCAUAGUUGAGCCUCGAGAAGCUACAAAAGACGAUCUUCUAGUGGUGCACUCAGAGUCAUACUUGAAUAGCCUAAAAAGAAGUUCGACAGUCUCCAUCAUAAUUGAGGUCCCUCCGGUAGCUCUGUUGCCAAAUUUUCUUGUGCAGCAGAAAGUUCUUCACCCCUUCCGCAAGCAGGUUGGAGGAAGCAUCUUGGCAGCAAAGCUUGCAAAAGAGAGAGGUUGGGCUAUCAAUGUUGGUGGUGGGUUCCAUCACUGUUCUGGAGAUAAGGGAGGGGGGUUCUGUGUUUAUGCAGACAUAUCUCUCUGUAUCCACUAUGCAUUUGUCCAGUUACAUAUUUCGAGGGUGAUGAUAAUUGAUCUUGAUGCUCAUCAAGGAAAUGGCCAUGAAAAAGAUUUUUCUGAUGACAGAAGAGUUUAUAUUCUGGAUAUGUACAAUCCUGAAAUUUAUCCAUUUGAUUAUGAGGCAAGGAGAUACAUUAGUCAGAAGGUUGAAGUAGCGAGUGGCACUGCAACGGAUGAAUACUUGGCAAAAUUAGAUGAAGCACUAAAGGUUGCGGGGCGUAUGUUUGAUCCUGAGCUGGUGUUGUACAAUGCUGGCACAGAUAUUCUAGAUGGAGACCCAUUGGGCAGGUUGAAGAUAAGUCCUGAUGGGAUAACAAGGAGAGACGAGAAGGUUUUCAGAUUUUCCCGUGAGAGGAACAUACCUCUUGUCAUGCUCACUUCAGGUGGUUAUAUGAAAUCCAGCGCUAGAGUAAUAGCAGACUCCAUCGAAAAUCUUUCAAAGAAAGGCCUGAUAGAUGUGGUGGGUUCUUCAGGAAAAGUUUAACGGAGCUUGAUGUUAUAUUGAGGAGAUCAAGGUCUUCGGGUCAGGUUUCAAAUCGGUUUGUCUCAGAUGAUGUUAUGUUAGUUGAUCACUAUAUAAGUAUAUAGAAUGUUUAUAGCAGUGUGCAGCGAAAUGUAAAAGCAAAUGAAGUAUGUACAUAAUACCAAUGUGUGAACAAGUCGAUAGUAUAUAUAGUUGCCGGAAACCUAGGGGUGUCGGCUGAAUGAGGGAAUGACCAUCACCUUUCCAAUUUUCCUCUUUUCCCCUGGCUGUAAACAAUUGUAUAAGUAAAACUAGUUGCAGGUUUUGCAUAAAUCAUGUCUCAAUAAAAUGUUUUUGUUUCUUAUA
Rhododendron vialii is the source of this 1652-nucleotide messenger RNA. RefSeq names its product histone deacetylase 2. The coding region runs from base 231 to 1307 and encodes 358 amino acids. The transcript is spliced from 13 exons. The record is from RefSeq and is a predicted model, not a curated record. Lineage: Eukaryota; Viridiplantae; Streptophyta; Magnoliopsida; Ericales; Ericaceae. Gene Ontology annotation, molecular function: histone deacetylase activity.